AUCGCGGCGGCGCAUGGGCUCUCUAUGCUCGGAUGGUGGUCAGUGACGGUUGGCGGCGGUGGAGCGUCGCGGGGGUGGAGGGGAGGGUCGCGCGGCCUUUAAGGCGGCGAUAAGAUGGCGAUGGCGGCGGCUGAGGGAAGCCCAGCAGUGGAGCCGGCAGCGUCGCCGCUGACAGAGGGGAACGACGACGAGGAGGAGGCUGAGCCGCCUCAAGAAGAGGAAGAGGAGGAAGACGACGAGGCGGCGGGACCGAGCAGCGGCAGCGGCAGCGCGGGGUUCCGCUUGACGGCGGUGCGUCGCGAGCCGGCAGUGCGGCUGCAGCACGGCGUGAGCGGUGUGGAGCCGCUGGCUUGGUCCGAGGACCACCGCGUGUCGGUCUGCACAGCCCGCAGCAUCGCCGUCCUGGAGCAGCUCAGCGACGUCCAGGGCGGCGGCGGCGGAGGAGGAGGAGGUGGAAGCAGCGGCGCUGACCUCGUUAUCCACCGCACGGCCGUGCCGGCCCCCGCCGCCGCUUGUCACCUCAAGGUUGGUUCAAAAAAGGAAGCUGCUGAAUGUAAGGAAAAGUUUGCCAGUUCUAAGGAUCCAACCGUGAGCCAGACGUUAAUGUUGGACAGGGUGUUUAACCCCGAAGGGAAGUCGCUGCCGUCCAUGCGAGGUUUCAGAUACUCCAGUUGGUCUCCGCUGGGCUGUGAUGCAAACAGCAGGUGCCUCCUGGCAGCAUUAACCAUGGACAACAGGUUGACCAUCCACGCUAACCUUGACAGACUUCAGUGGGUGCAGUUGGUUGACCUGACUGAGCUCUAUGGAGAGCGCCUGUUUGAGAACGGCUACCGGCUUUGUAAGGGUGAGGGUCCCAGGGUGGAUUUAGGGGACUUCUCCGAAUUCCAAAGAAGGCACAGCAUGCAAACCCUGGUGCGCAUGGAAUGGUCUGGAAUCUGCACCACCCAGCAGGUGAAGCAUAAUAAUGAGUGUCGGGAUGUGGGCAGCGUGCUGCUAGCUGGAAUCUUUGACAAUGGCAAUAUUGCCAUCUGGCAGUUCCAGCUCCCAUUUAUGGGCAAGGAAUCAAUUACCUCUUGCAAUACUAUUGAAUCAGGAAUCACUUCCCCCAGCGUAUUGUCAUGGUGGGAAUAUGAGCACAAUAAUAGGAAGAUGAGUGGUCUCAUUGUUGGGAGUGCUUUUGGACCCGUUAAAAUCCUCCCCGUCAACCUUAAAGCAGUCAAGGGCUAUUUCACCCUCAGGCAACCGGUGGUUUUGUGGCAAGAGAUGGACCAGUUGCCUGUACACAGCAUCAAGAGCAUUUCCCUCUACCACCCAUAUCAGAAAUGCAGCUGUAGCUUAGUGGUGGCCGCAAGAGGAUGCUAUGUGUUCUGGUGUCUUCUUUUAAUCUCCAAAGCAGGUUUAAAUGUUCAUAAUUCACAUGUUACAGGGCUCCACUCUCUCCCAAUCAUUUCCAUGACAACAGACAAACAGAAUGGGACUGUCUACACAUGCUCUAUUGAUGGGAAGGUCAGGCAGCUGAUUCCCAUCUUCACGGAUGUUGCAUUGAAAUUUGAGCACCAGCUGAUAAAGUUGUCUGAAGUGCUUGGCUCUGUGCGGACUCACGGGAUCGCAGUAAGCCCAUGUGGGGUGUACCUGGCAGUAGUGACCACAGAAGGCAUGACCAAUGGCCUCCACCCUAUCACCAAGAGCUACCAGGUCCAGUUUGUGACUCUUAAAACAUUUGAGGAGGCAGCAGCCCAGCUGCUAGAAUCAUCUGUCCAAAACCUUUUCAAGCAGGUUGACCUCACGGAUCUUGUCCGCUGGAAGAUCUUGAAAGAUAAGCACAUUCCACGAUUCCUACAGGAAGCCUUGGAGAAAAAGAUUGAGAGCUUUGGGUCCACUUAUUUUUGGCGCUUUAAACUGUUUCUCUUGCGGAUUUUGUACCAGUCACUGCAGAAGGCUCCCUCUGAGGCCCUGUGGAAGCCAACCCAUGAGGACACAAAAGUCUUAAUAGCACAUUCCCCUGGGAUGGGCACCAGUGAAGAUCAUCAACAAGACAAAGGCACUUCAAAACAGGGCAGCAAGCAGAAUCCAAGCGACAUAAUCCGAGGAGCAGAUGUGGAUGAUCUGGCAGAUGACUCUCUUGUCUACUCCAGUGACAUAGGAGGACGGGAGCCAAUGGAAGAUAAGCUUCUUGAAAUCCAAGCUCAGAUUGAAGCAGUUGAAAUGCAUUUGACACGGGAACAUAUGAAGCAAGUGUUGGGCGAAGUCUACCUUCACACAUGGAUUACGGAGAACACCAGCAUUCCCACGAGGGGAGUCUGCGACUUCUUAAUGUCUGAUGAAAGUUAUGAUGACAGGACAGCAAGGGUGCUGAUUGGGCAUAUCUUAAAGAAAAUGAACAAACAGACUUUCCCAGAGCACUGCAGCUUGUGCAAAGAGAUCCUGCCGUUCACAGAUCGCAAGCAGGCAGUUUGCUCCAACGGACACAUUUGGCUCAGGUGCUUUCUUACCUAUCAAGCCUGCCAAAGCCUGGUGUACAGAAGAUGCUUGCUACGUGACAGCAUCGCCCGGAAUCCAACCCCAGAAGAUCCUGAUUGGAUCAAGAGGUUGCUGCAGGGGCCUUGCAGUUUUUGUGACUCUCCUGUUUUCUAAAGAACAAGAUUGGGAGCCUGAUGUAUGUUUUUCCAGCGCACAAAGCACCACUAACCCUGGAAACUGCCUGAAGGUGCAAGCAUGUAAAUUACCCAGAAAGGAACUUUUGAGUAGAAGACAGUGAGCUGGACAUGCUUAGUGGUCCAGCAUCCCAUUUCAAACCUGAGAGGAAGCAGAAAAGCCUUCUGUUGGGAAAACUUCAGCACAGACACUUUGGAAACAGCCCUGACCCAUCCCAGUUAAGCAUCGGUACUUGACUCCUUUCUUUUCUUGUCAAGUAGGGUCUGGAAUUGGAGAAAUGCACCGGGGCCGACUUCACACCACCCUCCAGCCUGCUUCAUUUGGCAAUGGGAUGCUUUUCGUGCAAAGAUCCCAGCAGUGGGGGAUACCGCUGCUGCUGCCGCCACUGCUGCUACUACUUCAUAGGACUGCAUAGAAAUUCAUAGGACUUGAUAGGACUUCAUAGGAAUUCAUAGGAGUUCAUAGGAAUUCAUAGGACAGCAGGAUUUGAGCCUGCUUUUUGCCUCUUUCAUUUAUUUUUCAAUAAAUGUUUUGAACAAAUGGUGCUCACUGUGCCAGAGACAAUUAAAUAUUUAGAAAUAACAUGCGGGUUUAAGAAUAUUUUUUAAAAUGUCCUGCAUGCCCAUUACAUGAGGGUGAAUAUCCUGACCAUUUCACUCCUACAGAGGUUGGCAAUCAAGUCCAGUGGCUUCUUAUAGGAAACCUUAAUCCCUCUGUGCCAAAUGUGGGGUGGUAAGUUUUAAAAGGCUAAUCAAGCUAUUUCAGCAAUGGAGCAUGUCACACGAGGCCUCUUUUCUAAAAGUCUGAGCAUCAGCAUUUUUGAUCAAACUCUUCUUGCCAGUGAAUUUUUACCCCCUUGCAGCCCAGUUCCCCCUUCUAAUCGCAUAAUCCCCUCCCAAAUUUUUGCCAGUGCCUUUUUUUUUUUUUUAGCAACAAUUAUGCUUGCCAGGAAUUCUUCUUCCUCCCAUUAUAGAUGGAUACAUUAUUUGUAGCUGUUGGCUUUGGCAGUCAAUAUGUUAGAAAAUGCAACCAGGCAAAUGUCUAACUUUCCCACCAAAGUUCUUCGGCCAUUCACUCUUGUCUUAUGAAAUGAAGCUAUCCAGCCAGAGAACUAACACUUGUAGAAAUCCAUUUUCUCUUUCAGUUUAGCUGCUUAGGGCUCUGCUUGCAGAGAGGUGGGGUGUAAAUGUUUUAAAUAAAAUUAAAACAUUUGCAGCUUGCUGUGGCAGAAUCUACAGCUGGAUCCCUCCCACAGGAGGUGGUGAUGGCAACCAACUUGCAGAGCUUUAUAAGAGGAUUAAACAGGUGGAUAAGGCUGUGUUCUCACUCUGCUGUCAAAGGUGGUAUGCCUCUGAAUACCAGUGGUUGGAAACCAGAGGGAAGGGGAGACAGAGGCGCCAGCUUCUGAAGGUGAAUGGGGGAGUGUGUCGUGGUACAUGAUGUCAGGAUGUUGGAGGAGCUGGGGGCAGAGCCGAACGUGGCAGCAGUGCAGUGGCAGCCCAGCUUCAAUGGCCGUGUCUCCUGCUGCUGCUGCUGCUGCUGCUGCUGCUGCUGCUGCUGCUGCUGCUGCUGUUGCCACCAUCAGGGUCUGUUUCCCUGCUCCUUUCGCUCCAUGACUGGAGGAGGAGAAGCCAGCUACUGAAGCCACGCCACGCUUGGCCGCCUCUGCUGCUUUUGGACUUGGGGGCCCUCCCCCAAAAAUUGGGAGGGCAAAAGGGCUCAGCUCCUAGGAGAUGGCACCCCUGAGGGAAGAGUAUUCUUGUACUCAGGUCUUGCUUAUGGGCAUCCCAGAAGGGGCUGUGCCACUGUGAGACCUGGAUGCUGGACUAGAUGGGUCAUUGGCGUCAUCCAGCAGGGCUCUUCUUAGGUUCUUACAAGCUGCAGCAGAAUAAAUCAGAGGUUCUCAGAACUACUUCAGACUGUGUAGUGGGGAGCACAUUUGUAGCACUUCUCUCUGUAAAUAAUAAAGUCACCAGUAAAGAGUUCCUGCAGGUUAAAAUCAAAUAUUCUGCUGCAUAUGUAGGCUAAGCCCUCUGAGGACAUGCCCUUCAUAGGAGUGAGCAGGAAUUCUCUAGGACUCCAUUCAUAGGCUGUAGGUACACUUUUUAGUUGUCCUUGACCAAAAUAGUGCACUUUAAAAGGUGGAGGUCAAUUUGGAUUGACCAACCAGUUCAUGGAAAUAGGAAUUUAUUGGCAGGGUGAACCGAAAGGGAUCAUAAAAUGUUGUUGGUUAUGUUAAUCAUUUUGUGCUUUGGGGCUGAUGUUUUUAGUGCCUCUGAUGACUUUGUUCUAAUGCUUUCUCCUGAAGUUAUCUACUGCUCCCCUUGUACUUUCCAAGAAGGUCUUUCACGCUGUGGGUAUGAAAGAUCCAUGUAAGCAGGUCAAGAUGAUAGUCCUCACCCUACAACUCCAGCAUGAAGGUCUCCUCCAGUUUAAAAGGAUCUUGAAUAGAACAGUGAGUGCAGUCUUGAGAGUAACUACAAAUCAGUGUAGACAACACUGGGCUCAAUAGGUUGAUGGCAAAGUGAUCUACUUUUUGUUUUGUUUUUUAUUCUGGAGAUGAGUAGACCCUGCUAGAGGAGGCAGUGCUAUUUCCCAGCCAUCACUCCCCACCCCCACCCCCACCCCUAGCUCUGCCUGUUGGAGCCCAUUCUCAGCCUAUUGAGAGGACCUAAAUAGUACGCAUUAGGCAGUAUGCUGGGUUAAUUGGAUUAAAACAGUGUAAAAGGCUAAUUAAAUAUUGAACAAUGUAUUCUUGCUAUGGUAAGCUGAGCAAGAGAGUGGAGUGUAUGGAGCUGAAUUCUCAUCAAUCAGCACUACUGAAGAACUCCACAAACUGCUGUAAUAGAUUUGGUGUUGUGUAGGAGGUUAUAUGCGGGCAAAAUACAGCACCUGUACUUCUACUAGAUGGAUUUCAAUUCUUUCCUGUAUUGACUUUCUACUUCCUUCCAAAGGUAAAUGCCCAGUAUCUUUAGUUGCAGAGAGAUUUAACAAUGGGAGGAACCCACUGAACCCUCAGAAGCACAUGAGAGCUGAGUUCAGACUCAGUUCUGUUUUUCAACUGUCUUGACUGUGACAAAACUUGUCAAGUGGCUGACUCAAGCCCAUGGCAGUUGAAGGGGCCAAUUUUUGAUGAAGGAACAUUGUAGAAUCAAAAUGGAGGAGCACCAGUCUGCUGCUGCUG
Podarcis muralis (Common wall lizard) is the source of this 5839-nucleotide messenger RNA. RefSeq names its product general transcription factor IIIC subunit 4 (gene GTF3C4). NCBI's taxonomy places the organism in Eukaryota, Metazoa, Chordata, Lepidosauria, Squamata, Lacertidae. The record is from RefSeq and is a predicted model, not a curated record. Gene Ontology annotation, molecular function: protein binding; histone acetyltransferase activity. Gene Ontology annotation, cellular component: transcription factor TFIIIC complex. Gene Ontology annotation, biological process: transcription initiation at RNA polymerase III promoter.